Molecule: messenger RNA, 1977 nt
Organism: Aspergillus costaricaensis CBS 115574
Lineage: Eukaryota; Fungi; Ascomycota; Eurotiomycetes; Eurotiales; Aspergillaceae
Product: LSB5 family protein
Exons: 4
Coding region: 477-1676 (399 amino acids)
Biological process (GO): endocytosis; actin filament organization; actin cortical patch localization
Cellular component (GO): actin cortical patch
Molecular function (GO): ubiquitin binding; phosphatidylinositol binding
Source: RefSeq, a predicted model, not a curated record
CGCUGCUGGUCUGCGAGAUCAAUUCACUGCCGAGUAGUCUGCCAAUGCAAAGCUACUACUGUUAGUGCACCAGGUCCUUCUGUACCCCCCGCCAAGGCAGCACAGCGGCUAUCCAGUUGGCCUAACACGUCACCGUUCUGCUUCAUCCCCGCUGCGCGCUGGAUAGAUAUCUAUCUCUCUAGGCACCGGGAAGGGUCCCUGUUGGGUAAGACCAUUGUGGGCUCACUCUCUUGCUUGUCGGCGGCAUAUAAUUGUGAGGACCAAGAGGACAAAGGGGGUUCAAUCCACUGCGUCUCGUCUCGCGACCCACCUCUCCUUAACUGGGUCGAUCCUCCUGUAUGUAUUGGUGACAAUUCGAUACGCAUGUGAGAGUUCCAAACAUUGUCUUCACAUAUCUGAAUACUUGCGGGGCUGUCUUUAUCUGUCGUCGUCAUUGAAUAUCGACUCUAUACACUUCCUCGUCCGGUGCUUUCACCAUGUUUCACUCCUCGAAGCCGUAUUCGGCUGUGACGGUCCAGAUCGAGGUCCUCACCAGCGAACAAUAUGAGGUGGAAGAUUCCAGUGGAAUCGUGGAUCUUAUCGAGGCCAUUCGCAUCCAGGCCAGUGGUCCUACGGAAGCGAGUCGCGCUUUGCGUAAGAAACUCAAGUAUGGCAAUCUUCACCGCCAAUUGCGAGCCCUUACAAUCCUCGACUUCCUAAUCCAGAACACCGGCGACCGCUUUCUGCGGGAAUUUGCAGAUGAGCCCUUACUGGAACGACUACGAAUCGCUGCGACCGACCCGGUUUCCGAUCCCUUGGUGAAAGAGAAAUGCAAACAGCUUUUCGGGCAAUGGGCUGCCUCAUACAAGAACACUCCCGGCAUGGAGCGGGUUACAGGUCUUUACAGACAACUACCAAAGCGUAAGCAGCCGGCUACUCAGGCAAAAGCCAAAAUCUUGCGAGAUGCGGGGCAAUCAGACGAACCUACGAUGGGCCAUACGGUGUCCGUGUCAGCCGGGAAUGGACCUGCUACAGUUCUCAGUGGCCCCAAGCACAAGCACACAUCCAGCAAAUCGUCCCUCUCAUCUUUCAGGAAGGAAAAGAAGGAGAAGAAGACGCUAAGCAGGUCUUUCAACCUCGAGAAAGAGAAGCCGGAAAUUCUACAGACCCUCGCAUCAGCCUCCGUCGCCAGCACCAACCUUCUCAACGCCCUCAAGCUAGUCAACCGCGAAACGCACCGGGUCAGCGAAGAUGCCGAAGUCCUCAACCGGUUUGAGACUUGCAAAACAUUACGGCGCCAAAUUCUGCGAUACAUCCAGCACGUGGAAAGCGAGGAGUUUCUGGGUAGUUUGAUUCACGCAAACGAGGAGCUAGUCACCUCACUUAUGGCAUUCGAAGUCUUAGACAAGAGUGUAGACUACGACAGUGACAGCGACCAGGAUGUCCUGGAGACGGGAUGGACCCCUGACCGCGACGACCUGCCCGACUCAUUCGCAGGGCUGGUUGUCAACCCCCCGAAGCCACCUCGUCCCCCUCGCCCCUUGAGCAUAUCUGUACCAUCCUCAUCAAGGAAAGUCUACAAUGACAGCGAGUCAGAGACGGAAGACGACGAUGAUGAGGACAAUCCAUUUGGCGACCGCAACGCCAUUCGCACUCCUGGAAUUGAGAAGCAUGAACCUACCUGGAGAGAAGUUUAGACGAACACCUCCCUACCCCGCCUUUUAUCGCAUCACUUGAUAUCACAUCAACCCAACUCAAGCACACAAUCCAUUCUGAAACGGCCUGCACAUUUCAUUUACGACAAGAGAAAGAAGUAUGAACUCCGCAAGGACGGCCUAAACAUUUGACGUCACUCCAUUUCCCUUUUCUUCAUUGACCUUUGUCCGGCUGGUGUCCGCAUGGCAUGAGGCGCACGGGGUAGUUGUUAGAAUGAGUUUUUUGUAUGAAGUAGCACCCUAUGAUUGAUUCUGCUAUACCAAUGUCACCGAAAGAAUUCAG